This is a messenger RNA of Monomorium pharaonis (pharaoh ant), 1855 nucleotides long. RefSeq names its product phosphopantothenate--cysteine ligase (gene Ppcs). Lineage: Eukaryota; Metazoa; Arthropoda; Insecta; Hymenoptera; Formicidae. Gene Ontology annotation, biological process: coenzyme A biosynthetic process. Gene Ontology annotation, molecular function: phosphopantothenate--cysteine ligase activity. The record is from RefSeq and is a predicted model, not a curated record. The coding region runs from base 465 to 1406 and encodes 313 amino acids. The transcript is spliced from 8 exons. Gene Ontology annotation, cellular component: nucleus; cytoplasm.
AACAUUAUCGAACAUCAAUACGUCAAAAUGUAGAUAAAAUAAAGAUUGAAGAUAAGAUAGUGUUGACGUUAUCUCGGCUGUUUUUAUUUUUACGCGUUGAAAAAGAAAGUUUGACAGAUUGGUCUCGUCCUGAAGACAGCAAAGACAUGCUCUUUUCACGAGUCGAAAUUUUCGAGAAAAAAGCUGAGAAAAAUUGAGGCACGUAAGCAUGUAGUUAUUACGUAAGGACGUGUAGAAGCAUCAGUGAUUUCGCAACUGGUAUUUGUAAAACUGUUCGAAGAUCAAAAUCUCAAACUAGUUCUUUUCAAAAAGAGAUUCGACACGCGUCGAGGUGUUGCGAUUCGCGCAUCUUGAUGUGAAAUUACCGCAGAGUUAUUUCGUGAAAUAUGACUAAUACAUAAAAUAAAUAACGCAUUCGACGGCGUUAAUGUGAGUAAGUUUUCCAAGACACAGUCGCGUUCACGAUGGUCUCGACAUGGGAGGAUUUCUACGCGAAGCAUCCACCUCCUCCAGACCUGGCGCAAAACGAGCAGGCAUUGAAGGAGUUCACUAGGAGGCAUUUAGAGGCGGGCAAUAAGGUGGUGUUGGUGACGAGCGGAGGUACGACGGUACCCUUGGAGCAUAAUACAGUGAGAUUUGUGGACAAUUUCAGUGCGGGUACAAGGGGAUCGGUUUCAGCAGAAUACUUCUUGGAGCACGGAUAUGCAGUUAUAUUUAUGUACAGGAUCAAAUCUUUGGAACCAUUUUCGAGGCACUUUUUAAGUCAGAAAUUUUUAGACUUGCUUCAAAUAUCAGAUGACAAAGAAAAUCCUGUUAUCACAGUAUUGCCAGAAUACACGGAGAAAGUAGCAACAGUGCUGCGAAAAUAUAGAGAAGCAUUUGAUCAGAAAAAAUUGCUGCAACUUACUUUUACAGCUCUUUCUGAAUAUCUCUGGCUGCUACGAUCCGCUUGCCAAGCGUUAGCACCUCUGGAGAACAAAGCUAUAUUAUAUUUAGCAGCAGCAGUCUCGGAUUUCUACAUUCCUUCCAACGAAAUGUCAGUCCACAAAAUUUCCUCGAGUGGACCACCAACAAUAUCUCUUCAAUUAGUACCAAAGAUCUUAGCUCCGUUAGUUAGUUUGUGGGUACCAAAAGCAUUUGUGGUUUCAUUUAAAUUAGAAACUGAUGAAAGUUUGCUCAUUUCUAAGGCGAGAACUGCCCUCAAUAAGUAUCAGCACAACCUUGUAAUAGCCAACAUUUUGCAAACUAGAAAACAACAAGUAACAAUAGUAAGCAAGGAGACCAAUUACGUUUUGUUUCUUACAAAUGAACAAUUAGAUAAUGGUGAGGAAAUUGAAAAAUUAAUCGUAAGUGAUCUUGUUGAGAAGCAUCAAAAGUUUAUUUUACGAUCCAAACAAGUUAGUUGAUUUACUUGUUUCAAGCUGUAAAAGGUAUUGUUACUUUUAUAUAUAAAAUAUGCAUUUAAAAAAUAAGAAAUUAUGAUAUUACGAGUGGUUAUUGGUGAGAAUGAAAUAUAGGUUCGGGAUGUACUGUUAUAUUGUAUAUACAUAUCAGCAUUGUAAAGUGAUACAAAUAUACAGAAUUCACUUACAAAUACUACUAUUUUGUACAUAACAAAUAUACAGUUACAGUUUUAUACAAAUUAUAACAAGUGAAUAUUUUAACAGAUUUAAAAUUUAUUUUUUAUUAAAAAAGUACUUAAUAUUUUAUCAACUUAUGUUACACUUGAAUGUAUAACAUUCACUGAUCUGUAAAAUUAUUUUAAGAUUAUUAUGAAUGUAAGUUGACAUAAAUGUUAUCUGAAUUGUAUAUAAAUGAAUUUUAUAAAAAGAAUAAAACUCUUAAUUUUUAAGAC